This is a messenger RNA of Anneissia japonica, 1386 nucleotides long. RefSeq lists its product as uncharacterized. Lineage: Eukaryota; Metazoa; Echinodermata; Crinoidea; Comatulida; Comatulidae. The coding region runs from base 145 to 1386 and encodes 413 amino acids. The transcript is spliced from 3 exons. The record is from RefSeq and is a predicted model, not a curated record.
UUGUCACGUUGCCUCCUCUUCCCAAAACUGCUGACGGUAGUUUGUUUCCGCAUCAAUGAGGAAUAAAACGAAAUCGUUUUGAAUCCUCCGGGUUUUCCGUAUUGGAUCCAUUAUCAUUCAGUUCUUUGCUACAGUGAUGAUAGUAUGACUUUAAGAUCUGACAAAAUUCAGGUUUCUUUUAGACUCUCUGUAGGAGAUCUGAAGCCAUCAAAAGUUACGUUGAAUAUAUACGAACCAGUUGGUAGCAAAACCCAGGUGCAAUGCACAAAUCAGAAGAGAGGGAUAUGGACGGCAAAAGCAGAUGUUCAGAAGAAUGCUUCGCAAUACAACUAUGUAGUUGAGAUUGCACCAAAAUACAUGAUUACAAAAUGGUUUGUUUCUGCAACAUCAUACCAAGAACUUAAAUUUCGAAGCCUACCUGAAAAUAAUAGCACAUGUCGUGAUGUGUUCGAACCUCCACAAAGUACUGAAUUCCCUAAAGUUUCAGUGUAUUCGGGGCUGACACAAUGCCAUUUGCAAGGUUUAGUAGAUAGCGUAAAGAGUAUCAACGAUCUAAAACAAUCUCUAGUUGAAUUGCAACACUUAAGUCAGGUUUUCAACGCGCAACUCUUCGCAGAUCGUGAUGAAGUGUCAAAAUUACGCAUGUGGAUUGGUAAACCUUUUCCAAGUCAUUCCAGAUAUCCACAUAAGCUUGUACUCCUGUGUGCUUUGUAUGGCAGACUUGCAAAUGAACUCAAUUUGCACAUUCGUGAUCUAUGUGAUGUUACAGCCCAUGUAUAUACGCUCAUUUUAGGAGCCCUUGAAAACGUUGAUCGCAGUGAACUAACCAAAUGGUCUCACAAAUGGCUGAGAGUUACUGCCAUACAGACCUUAGAGUCAAAAAAUAAAGACCAUUGGAUAUAUGCUGCCGCUUCUUUUCCUUAUCUCUUUGAAGUAAGUCGACUAAUGGAACUUAGUAAAACAUUGAAUGGAGCAAAACUUCAAAUGAAUGCUUUGAAGUAUAUGCUUAUUCCAAAGAUCCAAGACGGAUACAACAGGGAUGAAGUGGAUACCAUCCUCCAUAAUCUUGUGAAAACUGCUAAAACAGCAAAUCAAAAGACGGAACUUGAAGAGGCUGUCAGGAAGUUCAUGAAAUCUGUUGCUCCUCUUGUUGACAUCGGUGAAAACCCUGAAAACACAAAACCUGUAGCGCCUCCAGUGCUAAGCGAUGUAAACCCCGGAGCAGGAGCAGAUGUCUUUAAUGAGGAAAUCCAAGCAAAAGUGGGAAAACACCAGAUUAAAGAAUCAUCAGUAGAAGUGAUCAAGACAGGUCCAUUGUCGACACCUAGGAAUGAAGAUUCAAAUGUUGUUGGUGGUUACACACAAUCCAGGUCAUUGUCAGUUUAG